Acanthosepion pharaonis is the source of this 1080-nucleotide messenger RNA. The record is from the annotation of a GenBank genome assembly. Lineage: Eukaryota; Metazoa; Mollusca; Cephalopoda; Sepiida; Sepiidae.
AUGAGAGUCCGAACUAAAUAUAUCCCUCCUCUUCACAACAAGCCCGCUGUCUUAACCACUGAUGUAAAUCUCUCACGUGCUGCUGGUCGGGUUGUUCGGUUUGAUUCGAAACUUGAGCAGAAUGUGGAAGCGAAUCCAUCUGACAUGCUCGGUCCCAGAAAGACCCGCAACGCCUUUCCAAUUCCUAUUUCUGUUUCUCGAAAGAUCUCCCUUUGCAGAAGCAUCGAUCCUCGAUCUGGCCUCCCUACCGACCCUAAGCUCACCAUCAUGCUUCAGACACGCUGGCUGUUGUGCUUUCCCGAAGCAUGCCACAUCUCCGUCCAGCAAGAACGAAUCGUAAGCCGACAGCAUCGCUCCCCACUCCCAACCAAUACAGAACGAUUUUUUUUUUACUGCAACAUUUUCAUUGUUCUUUUUUCUGUCAAACAUAUUUUCUUUCCCUUUUCCUUUACUGUCUUCUUUUCUCUUUCUUUCUUUCUUUCUUUCUUUUAUUCCACAUUUCCUUUCGUUUUCUUUCUUUCGUUCACUUUUCUAUAUUUCUUUCUUUCUUUCUUUCCUUCUUUCUUUCACUCAAUACGUAAUUCCUUUCUUUUUAUUUUCCAUUACUUUAUCUCAUAUUCCUUUCUUUCUUUCUUUCUUUCUUUCUUUACUUUCUUUCUUUAUUUAUUUGUUUAUUUAUCUAUUUGUUUAUUCCAUAUUUCCUUUCUUUUUCUUUCUUUCGUUCACUUUUCUAUCUUUCUUUCUUUCUUUCUUUCUUUCUUUCUUUCUUUCUUUCACUUAAUCCGUAAGUCCUUUUUUAUUUUCCAUUACUUUAUUUCAUCUUUCUUUCUUUCUUUCUUUCUUUCUUUAUUUAUUUAUUUAUUUAUCUAUUUGUUUAUUCCAUAUUUCCUGUCUUUUUCUUUCUUUCGUUCACUUUUCUCUAUGUCUUUCUUUUUUUCUUUCUCACUUUCUUUCUGUCACUUAAUCCAUAAUACUUUUCUUUUUAUUCUUCCUCUACUUCAUCUCAUAUUUCUUUCUUUCUUUCUUUCUUUCUUUCUUUCUUUCUUUCUUUCUUUCUUUCUUUCUUUCAAGUGUUCCUAA